GGUGCUGAACUCUACCGCUCUGACCUGUUGUGCUGCAGCUCCCAAACUUCCCUGAACGCGGUCAGCGCUUGUGGUGGAUAUAUGAUGGCAUACCGAUGUACUGUGCGCAGAGCCGGAGUGAUCUGUGUGAGCUGCUGAUGGUGAACAGGAGAUGUGAGCAGGGCGCGCAUAUGAAUGUCUCCUUCAUUCACUCAGGGCUGAGGAAUGUUGUGGAUUGCCACCAAAGAGAGUUGUUGGCCCCGGGAGAUGUUUCUGAUCGGUCUUUUGAUUGCUUUGCGGGAAACUAUGGCAGCACCAACCCCAACAGCUGAGGAUAUAAAUCGUGGAGUUGACUGGUUGACAAGAUUUGGCUAUCUUCCACCUCCUGAUCCAGUUACAGGACAGUUACAGACACAGGAAGAGUUGUCCAAAGCGAUCAAAGCAAUGCAGGAGUUUGGAGGGCUGAAACCCACUGGGAUCCUUGAUGAGGCCACCUUGGAACUCAUGAAAACCCCUCGUUGUUCUUUGCCUGACCUGUCCCAAUCAGAGGCCACAAGGAGGAAGCGAAACAUCCAGAUGGUGACCAAGUGGAACAAGAGGAAUUUAUCCUGGAGGGUUAGAACAUUCCCUAAAGCGUCAUCACUGGGUCAUGAUACCGUGAGGGCUCUUAUGUACUAUGCUCUGAAGGUUUGGAGUGACAUCACCCCUUUGAACUUCCAUGAAGUGGCUGGGAACAAUGCAGAUAUUCAAAUUGACUUCUCCAGGGCAGAUCACAAUGAUGGCUACCCAUUUGAUGGACCAGGUGGCACAGUGGCUCAUGCUUUUUUUCCGGGUGAUCAUCACACUUCUGGUGAUACACAUUUCGAUGAUGAAGAGUUCUGGACAUUCCGAUCAUCAGACGUCAAUGGUAUGGACCUGUUUGCGGUAGCAGUACACGAGUUUGGCCAUGCAAUUGGCCUUGCUCAUAUUUCUGAUAUGGAAUCAAUAAUGAGACCUUAUUAUCAAGGACCAGUGGGUGACCCUCUGAAGUAUAACCUACCUUAUGAUGACAAAGUUAGGAUAUGGCAACUCUAUGUGUCUCACAUGGCCUCUAAUCCUUCACCCUCUCUCACCCCAGGAGUCCGCGAAUCUGUGUCCCCCACAGCAAAGCCAGAGGUAAAUGGAGAUGAAGAUCAUCCAUUUCUACCUGAUCUGCCAGAGAACCGUUCUACCAUCCAACCAAGAAAGGAUGAGCCUGACAGAUGUAACACACAUUUCGAUGCAGUGGCUCAGAUCCGAGGAGAAGCGUUCUUUUUUAAAGGGAAGUAUUUCUGGAGACUUACGCGAAAUAAGCAUUUGGUCUCCCUCCAACCUGCUCAGAUCCAUCGUUUCUGGAGAGGGCUUCCUCUGAACAUGGAUAGCGUAGAUGCAAUAUACGAGCGGACCACAGACCAUAAAAUUGUCUUCUUCAAGGGUGACCGUUAUUGGGUGUUCAAAGACAAUAAUGUGGAAGAAGGAUAUCCCCGGCCCAUCACAGACUUUGGAUUGCCCCCAGGGGGUGUGGAUGCUGCCUUCUCUUGGUCUCACAAUGAUAAAACAUAUUUGUUUAAAGAAAAUCUUUUCUGGUGUUUCAAUGAGCGUGAGCAUAGAAUGGAUGAUGGCUAUCCGAUGGAGACUACUCUCUGGAAGGGGAUCCCCACUGCUAUGGAUGAUGCUAUGGCUUGGUCAGAUGGCUCAACCUACUUCUUCAGAGGAAAAGAGUACUGGAAAGUGCUUGACAAUAAGAUGCAAGCUGAAGAAGGUUACCCGCAAAUAACUGCACGGGACUGGCUAGUAUGCAGUGACAUGCAGUCAGAUGGACCAAGUGCAGAAAGCAGUAGGACUGGUGCUCACUCCAGACAGGGUCAGCAUGAUGAGAGCAGGUCAGAGAAUGCUUAUGAAGUCUGUUCUUGUACAUCUUCAGCAGAAUCUUUCAGCAUCAGCCUGUCAACUAACAUUUCACUGAUUCUGGUGCACCUAUUCACAGUAGCCUUGGUGUCAUACUUAUGAUGCGCCUACCUAAUGAACGUUACCAUUACACAAAGGACUGAUGGGUCAGACCUGUGAUCCUAACGUGCUGCACUGUGCUGCAGGCCAAACAUUCCGAGAAGCUUGGAAGUGAAAGAUACCAAAUUCUCCAUGAGAAAUGAACUUUUUAAGAUAGCGUCCUGAAAAGUGGUGCUCAAAUUACUGGAACAUGGAAAGUAUAUACCACAAAACUGGAAGGAGAACUUGCUGUGAAAUUACCAUGUUUUUGUUGUGGACACAAAAUUAUUUUUCAGAGUAUACAUGUUCUGCACUUUCAGCCAAAGUCUAUAGGAAUUAAA
This is a messenger RNA of Nanorana parkeri, 2324 nucleotides long. It is a transcript of the gene MMP17, whose product is annotated as matrix metallopeptidase 17. Gene Ontology annotation, biological process: collagen catabolic process; extracellular matrix organization; proteolysis. NCBI's taxonomy places the organism in Eukaryota, Metazoa, Chordata, Amphibia, Anura, Dicroglossidae. Bases 205 to 2007 code for a protein of 600 amino acids. Gene Ontology annotation, molecular function: metalloendopeptidase activity; zinc ion binding. Gene Ontology annotation, cellular component: extracellular matrix. The record is from RefSeq and is a predicted model, not a curated record. The transcript has 10 exons.